This is a messenger RNA of Carassius auratus (goldfish), 4334 nucleotides long. RefSeq names its product probable G-protein coupled receptor 132. Gene Ontology annotation, molecular function: G protein-coupled receptor activity. The coding region runs from base 226 to 1314 and encodes 362 amino acids. Gene Ontology annotation, cellular component: membrane. Gene Ontology annotation, biological process: negative regulation of G2/M transition of mitotic cell cycle; G protein-coupled receptor signaling pathway; G1/S transition of mitotic cell cycle. The record is from RefSeq and is a predicted model, not a curated record. The transcript is spliced from 2 exons. Lineage: Eukaryota; Metazoa; Chordata; Actinopteri; Cypriniformes; Cyprinidae.
GCGUUCUAUAAGCGACUCUCUUUGCGUCAUAGUUUCUUUUUUUGCGUUCAGUUAAAACACCUUAUUUCCCACAGAAAGCAGAAGUUUGGUGAUCACAUGAUCGUGUGUGGGGUAGAGGUGAGCGUGCGCGCGCUGCCCCUCAUCAUUACACGCGCUGCGCUACUCCACUGUAAUUUAAACGGUUAUGGCUGAAGUGUGGACACAUUCUUAACACAAUUUAGAGAUAUGAUGAAUGCAUCCACUAUGGCACGGAGCAUCUUGAUGACCAUGAAUGAGAGUAUGAAUGUGACCUGUGAAAUAUCUUAUGAAGAUGACCGCGUUCCUCUUAUGGUCCUCUACAUUGUGGUUUUUAUCAUCGGCUUGCCAGCCAACCUGGCCACGGUCUACCUCACCCUCCACCAGGUGUGUCGUAACAACGUCCUCGGCAUCUACCUGCUCAGUCUGUCCGUGUGUGACCUCACCUACCUCUUCACGCUGCCUUUAUGGACGGUGUACGUCAGUAGAAACCACGUGUGGCCCUGGAGCUCCAUGGCCUGCAGAGUGACUGGCUUCGUGUUCUUCAACAACAUGUACAUCAGCAUCUUCCUGCUGUGCUGUGUGUCUAUAGACCGCUAUGUGGCAGUGGUCUAUGCCAUUGAGUCUCGCGGCCUUCGCCAGAAAAGGGUCGCAGCUCUUGUGGCGUUUUCGACCUACAUGGUGGUGGGCUUGGCUCACGUGCCCGUCUUCAUCAUGUCCGAAGGCAAUGCUGCCGAAGGAAAUCGCCGUUGCUUUGAGCCCAGCCAGGGAUCAGCGAUAGUAAUGGGAUUCAGCUUCGCUCGCGUUUGCAUUGGCUUCUUCAUCCCCCUCGCCAUCCUGAUCUUCACCAAUAGAGCCAUUCUUGCCAACGUUCAGGCCAGCACGGGCCUCAAUCCUCAUCAGAAAGAGAAGGUGCGCUACCUGGCGGUGACUGUGGUGGCGUUGUUUUUGAUCUGUUUUGCUCCAUACCACAUUAUCUUGCUGCUGCGCGCCAUCAACUUCCACUUCUCCAAGCUGCAUGAGGAUUGUUACUUUAAACAGCACAUCUACAUGGCCUACAAAAUCUCUUUAGGAUUGUCAACAUUCAACAGCGCCGUCAACCCCAUUCUCUACGUGUUCUCCAGCAACAAUAUCCGUCAGGAGAUCAGAAAAAGCAUGGCGUCACUGUGCAACAAAGUCAGCUUGAGUCGGCGCUCCACGCACAGCAGCCAGCACAACAUGCACAGCUCUAAAAGCAAUUCAGACCCCGUCCCAACAAAGGAUGGUCAAAUGAGUACAACUUGUCCCUCUGCAAGCUAAGAUGCAUUGGAUAUUUUUUGCUUAUGACUUUGAAUAAAGACUAAUCAAAGUUGUUGAAUGAUCAAUACAACAACAGCUCGAAGUUCGACAGAUCUUGCAAUAAACAACAAAAAAGUGAAUUUCCUGUUUUCAUUAUGAUCACUUCACACCUCCGAAUCUACUUCCGUCACAUAAUGUUUCUAUAACACCCAGUCUGAGCUGCAGCUUCAGAAUACCUUGGACUCCUAUCUACAGAGCAUUUUCUCAAGAUUGUGUUGAUAAGCACAAACUCAACAGACAGGAAGAGGAAAUCUGACCCACUUUUAAAAUGAUUCACUUCACGUUUUGUUUUUGCAUGGCUUUUGUCUAAAAUCAGUCAUACCAAAAUAACUGUCACUGUGCAUGAAAGAAGUUCACAAAACAAAAUAUAAGAUGAGAUUGAGGAUAAUUCUCAGAAUCUCUCCCCAGAACUUCAGACAUAAUGUGGGAUGACAUUCUAUUUACUUGCUUCUAAGUGCCUCAGAACUGAUCUCAGAUUAAGUUCUACAAACAGGGUUCCCUCGCUUCUUGAUAGUACUUGAAUAUCAGACACAUGAAUUCAAGGCCUGGAAAGUACUUGAAAGCAAAUACAAGUUCUUGAAAGUGCUUGAAUUAAAUUUGUUUAGUAGAAGGGUGCUAUUUCCAAAAAUAGUCCUAUAUGCGCUGUCAAAGUCAAAACGAAACAGCGCUAAUGAUUUGGGGUUGAGAUGGGGUUAUCACGAGACAAAAACUGCACUGGAUUAACCUAUGGAGAUGCAGUGUAUUUGUUACUGAAAACUACUGCAUGCAACUAUGAAAAAAAAACAUUUUUAGGAGCACCAGCGACUGACCCGAUCAGCAUAUUUGUGUUUGCACACAGGGGAGCUUCAAAGGUUUUUAACUUAUUUACAACGUGUUUUUGCUGCAUUGCAUCUGUAAUGCAUCACAGACAAAUCUAUUGAUUCGUUGAACACAGUGUUAAUCAAAUUCCACUCACUGCUCAAACACCUGAGUUUUUAAACAAAUCUGAAUCAAUUACCCAUUCAUAAAGCCAAUCACUUGUUUCAUUCCUGAAUGAAUUAAUCAUUUGAACAAAUCAAUUAAAUUAAUGAUUCAGCGAUACACUCAAUCAUUCGCUGCCAUCUACUGGAAGUUUUACUUAAAAAAAAAUUUUUUUGACAGAAAAGAUUACAUACUUUUAAUAAAAAAACUAAAUUUCCUGUAAAUAACUUUGAGUCAAAUAUCAUAUCGUAAUGCGAAGGCUAAUAUUUGAUCAGGAUUUUUGAUUAUUGAUUAGAAGGUGCUCCUGAAAUUUUUGACUGUGUUUCACAUUUUUUCUACAUUUUAAAAGAAAAGUAAAUGUUAGAGCGCUGUUUAAUCCCUUUUUAUUAAUUCAAAAAAUUUAGAAAUUCUUUCAAAUUUACAUAUUUGACAAGACUUACAGCAAAAACCAGUUUGAUUCAAGAAUAUAUAUAUAUAUUUAUCAAUAUUUGAGAACUUGUAUUUAAAUAUUACCAGUGUGAACUCCAUUGACUUCAGUGGAUUUCAUUAAAUUCCUUUGAACACGACUGCUCAGAAUGGUCUAAAUUUAUGAAAACUCUGAUUUUUUUUCAUGUAAAUUUUAAGUGUUAGUUAAAUGUUGAGUAAGAGGUCUUUCAUGAUGCUACAUACUGUAUGCUGGGGUGUAAAUUUGAAUAGGUGCUUGAUUAUAAAAUAAAUGGUGCCUUAAAAAGUCCUUGAAUCUGGUGUUCAUGAAAGAGUGGGAACCUUUAUUGUAGUGGCUUACUUUGUAAACAUGAUUUCUGAUUCCAAAUGUGUAGCUGCAAUCUCAUACGGUGUAUCAAGCCAGCCAAUAAAGAUUAGAGCUUGCUGUUUCAAACUGUCAGAAACUUUUUUGCUAAAUUUGUACUUUUGGGGGUACAAUGGUUUUUCAAUGGGACAGAACCCUCAAAAGGAUACCUUUGUACCAUACUUGUGCUAACAUGCACCCUUCAGGGGUAAAGAUGCCCCUAAAUUGUGCAGUAUCUUAGAGUAGUAACGUACCCUUAAUAUAGGAAUAUGUACACUUAUGGUACUAUUAUGAAUCCUUUAGGGGUAAAGAAGUUGCAGAAGUUUGCCUUUUAAGGUACUGCCUCAGUGACAAACCAUUAUACUCCUAAAGGUACAAUAUAUAUAUAUAUAUAUAUAUAUCUUUUCUCAGAGAGUGUGGCAAGUGAUUGCCUUUUGUGUGCAAUAAAGCUUAAAUGGUGGAUGGUGUGUUAACUAAUGUCUGAGUUUCAAAUGACAUACAGCCUCACUUUUUUAUGUUCUCACAUAAUUAACAGUAAUACAGAUUCAGUGUUUUGUUUUGUAAAUUGAAUGUCAGUGUCAGCUGCAUACCGUUAAGUGAUGACUGUUCUUUGGCAAGUUUUUAUGUACAAACAUAUUUCCUUAAAUUAUUUGUUUGUGUGUGUGUUUUUAUAAGAUUUUAUAAGGGAUGUGUUUUGCAUUAUGAUUAUUUUUUUUAAUGUUAUUUUAAUGAAUUUCAAUGCCUUUAUUCUUUAUAGGUGGAUCACUCCUAUUUUCCUAUUUUGAUUGUCCCAUUUGUACUAUUUUCCCAGAUUUAAUUUGUAAACAAGACAAGUUUAGCAGUCAAGCUUUUCUCAUAAAGUCACCAGUAUUGAUAAUUUGCGCAUAAUGCUACUCUUUUAAGAAACUAUAAAUAAACUCAAGCGACAUUAAAAGAGAAGCACAACAUUUUUCCUGUGAACUUGGCAUGGACUAAUUAUGGUUUUAAGAGUAUGAUACUAAAAUGAGUAAAUACAAUAUUUCAACAGAUACUGCAUUAUGAUUCAGCAUUACAUAUGGAUUGGUUUCGGAGGUCUGAUGAUUAAAAUUUGGUUCGCUGAAAACGGUCUCUGAUGUGUUGACCUAUUUGUGUGCUCUUAAUUAUGAGAUAUGUGUAUGAAUAAGAAGAAAAGAAAAAUGCUGACUACUGUAAAUCUAUUUCUGAUUACAUGUUAAGCCAGUGCAGCAGUUUAGCA